AUGGCUGACAUAUCUGGAAUCACCGCCGAUUCGCUGAAGAACAAGUUGACUGAACUGCUACAGGCGCAGCAUGUUGAGGUUGAGGAUCUAUCGGGUGGCUGUGGACAGGCAUUCCAGGCUGUGAUUGUUUCCCCUCAGUUCGAGAGCAAGACUAUGCUUGCGCGACACCGACUCGUCAACUCCGCGCUCAAGGCCGAGAUCGCUGCUAUUCAUGCUUGGACACCCAAGUGCUAUACCCCCGAGCAGUGGCAAGCUCUGCAGCAGUAG
Penicillium digitatum Pd1 is the source of this 267-nucleotide messenger RNA. Its product is annotated as putative bolA-like protein. Lineage: Eukaryota; Fungi; Ascomycota; Eurotiomycetes; Eurotiales; Aspergillaceae. The record is from RefSeq and is a predicted model, not a curated record. Gene Ontology annotation, molecular function: 2 iron, 2 sulfur cluster binding. Gene Ontology annotation, biological process: intracellular iron ion homeostasis. Gene Ontology annotation, cellular component: cytosol; nucleus.